AAUCUGGCGGUCACACUGCGUCUAAUAUACAAAUUCGAAAACUUCAUUAAUAGUAUAGAGAACGUGUUCAUCUCGCUAAAUUAACGUGAUAUAUUUCAGACGCGACUGAUAGUACAAUCAACGCAGCUGCUCCGAACACCGCUAAUUCCUCCGAGGUCUACAAAUCCAUAGCUGAGGACAAGUUUCUGGGUGGAAAUCCGAGCCCCGAAAAAGUCGAAAUGGUCCAGGAUGAGAAUGGAGCCGACGAGCAGAUGCUCAAUGGAGCGGAAGAUAAGCUGACCGAGCGCAGGGAUGAGGUGAAGUUCAUUAAGAACGAUCACCAGAAUGGCGAUGCUAAAAUCGAUAUUGGACCCGUAAACGGAGGCAAGCCGGCAUUUACUGGCAUGAGCAAGGAGGAGCUAAUGAAAUAUGCCAACGAUCCCUUCUGGGUGCGCUUGCGUUGGAUCUUCUUUGUGGGCUUCUGGGCCAUUUGGGUGGGCAUGCUGGUGGGUGCCAUUCUGAUCAUCAUCGGAGCCCCCAAGUGCGCUGCCCCCCAGCCUUUGGCCUGGUAUAAGCGUGGACCCCAUGCCAAGUUCGCCCAAAUUGAGGCUGCCAAGCCGCAGGAUGUGCAGACCGCCAAGAAGAUCCAUGCCACAGGUGCUAUCUACGAGUUGCCCGCUGAGCUGACAUACAACGUUAAGAAGCCGGAGGUAGAGGAGCAGAUUAAGCGAUUGGUCGCCCAGUAUGUGGGCAGUGACACCAAGGUGAUCCUUGAUGUGACACCCAACUUUGUGCCCAAGGACUCGCAGCUGGUGCAGGAUGCCAUUGCUGAUCCCGAGAAGCGCUCUGCGUUGGUCUGGGUGAGCGGAAAGACCACAGCACCUACCAAGUGGCUGAAGGUGGGAGGCAAUCGCAGUGCCUGGGAGAAGUUGGACGACAGCUACCUGCUUUCCCAAUUCGAAGAGGGUCACUACGAUCUCAAGAUGAAUAGUACUAUAAUCAGGAACGAAUUCGGAGGAGUCUUGCGCCACCUGGUUGGUCUGGGCGUCCAAGGCAUCCGUCUGAAGAAUACGAAAUUCUUUGUGCUCUCGGACAAACUGGAGGAAGAGGAGCCAUCAUCAGUGCCCAAGGACUUUAACCUGGGAGAGGGAGACUAUGGCUUCUACGACCACAAGCAGACCACGUUCCAGUCUGGCUUGGGAGACGUCCUUUAUGAUUACUUGAGCAUCGUAAAGAACGCCUCCGAUGAGGCCUUCUUAUCCGUGGCCGAAGAUGUGAUCCAGCCUCAGGUCUACCAAUUAAGCGAUGUGCCCGGAGUCAACGGUAUCGAUCUGCCCAUGUAUGGUGACUUCGUCAAGGUGCUCAGCAAAUCGAAGCCGGAAAAGUCGCUGAAGAGCAAUCUGGAGAACACGCUCUUCCAGGCAGGCAAUGACAGCUGGUUGCAGUGGAACUUUGCGGAUGUCUUCGUGGACACUCCACAGGAUCCCUCUGCCCUGGCCAUGUUCCUCUCCUUGCUGCCUGGUGUUCCUGUGGUUCCUGUGGAUGCUGUCGAGUACACAAAUGUUACCGAGGAGACAUACAGGCAGAUCGAGAUGCUGCGCAAGUCUGCAUCCUACAUGCAUGGCGAGCUCACACUCUUCAACGCCGAUCCUCUGGUGGCCUUUUCCAGGCAGAGAAUCAAGUCUGGAAAUCCCGGCUACUUUGUCAUCUUCAAUCCCACCGAGGUGCCACAGUCGAGGAACUUCACCGGCCCGGCUGAUUUGCCCGACAAGAUGACCAUCUCCUACUUUAGUGAGCACUAUAACAACCACGAGGACUCUGUCAAGGUGGCUCACUCGGCCAAGGUGAAUCUCAAGGAGCUCAAGGUGGCCCCGCAUUCGACCAUUAUCCUAACCUAUGUCCCAGUGAAGGCAGAUUAAAUGGUUGUACCUGCGACAUAAUACUACAACAAAUACAAUGUUGCCUGAGGGCCAAUAUAUACAGAUUAUGUAUACAAAAUUAGAUUGCUUUACUAACCAUUGAGAUUUAAAGCCGCAAAACCAAAACUUUAAAGAGUACUUUGUUGAGAACUUUUCAUAGUUUUCGCUUGUUCAAUCGCAUGCCUAAAAAAUAAAUACAAUAUUUGCUUGCAUUUAAA
Drosophila serrata is the source of this 2116-nucleotide messenger RNA. It is a transcript of the gene CD98hc, whose product is annotated as CD98 heavy chain. The record is from RefSeq and is a predicted model, not a curated record. Gene Ontology annotation, cellular component: apical plasma membrane; basolateral plasma membrane. Gene Ontology annotation, molecular function: L-alanine transmembrane transporter activity; aromatic amino acid transmembrane transporter activity; L-leucine transmembrane transporter activity. Gene Ontology annotation, biological process: L-alanine import across plasma membrane; carbohydrate metabolic process; phenylalanine transport. NCBI's taxonomy places the organism in Eukaryota, Metazoa, Arthropoda, Insecta, Diptera, Drosophilidae.